This is a messenger RNA of Gigantopelta aegis, 2530 nucleotides long. RefSeq names its product TM2 domain-containing protein 3-like. The transcript has 5 exons. Bases 7 to 780 code for a protein of 257 amino acids. NCBI's taxonomy places the organism in Eukaryota, Metazoa, Mollusca, Gastropoda, Neomphalida, Peltospiridae. The record is from RefSeq and is a predicted model, not a curated record.
UUAGUUAUGGUGAAAAACAAAUUUAGAUGGAUGAACAUUAUACUUGUUUUGUUUCAAGUUCUGUGUUGUUUAACUACAAACAUAGAUGGAGACCUCCCAGAAAACUCUAUAUCUAAAGCCCCACCAACAGAACCUGUAGACGUGUUGUCAACAAGCACGCCUACAGCAGCUCCGUCCAACAAGACAGAACGACCUAAGGACAAGUUGGUAUCACCUUCGUUGCUUGACCCGAGUAAAGUGUGCCCGACCGGUACAGCAUGCAGCGUGCUGGGCGGAGACUGUAUUCACUGUAUGUUCAACGCGUCCUGUGUGUACGGCAGUGUACAGACUGCAGUCUGUUCAGUAAGAGAAGGAGUCAACUGCACUGGCAACCAGACGUUUGAGAGAAGCUAUCACUGUCGGUACUGCUACCAGCUUGACACAUGGCUGUACACGUGCAACGCGUCUCUGUGUCAGAUCAACACGCCCCGGAAAACCUGGCCAGCGAGACCAUUCUACACCUCACUGUGUACCGUGAGACAGGAGGUUCUGUGCAUGGGACGACGACGGUUCUACAAACAGCGCCUGUGUAAUUGGACAAGAGGCUACAAGUGGUCCACAGCGUUUAUAUUAAGUCUUACUCUUGGAGGUUUUGGAGCGGACCGGUUUUACCUCGGACUGUGGCGAGAGGGGAUUGGAAAGUUGUUUAGUUUUGGAGGUCUGGGUGUCUGGACUCUAGUGGAUGCCAUUCUGAUCGCUGUGGGUUACGUGGGCCCUGCAGACGGGUCUUUGUACAUAUGAGUUGUAUUUCUUUCACCCAUCAGACAGUUUGUUGUUAGUGCUGAGGUGUCAUUAACCUUUACGAGUCUCUGCUGGAACGAUGUCAUGGACCGAGCAUUUUCGUGAAGUCAGGGUAAUAGCAGCACGCAAUGCACCGUCAUGACACAAUGGUAUUAAAGUGAUGGAGUGCCGCAAGUUGUCACGCUACGAAAGGGUUAAACAUUCAUUCAUUCCUUUGAUAUUCUUAUAAUUAUUGGUAACGUGGAGGACGUAAUAUACAUCAGAGAUGUCAUGCCAAGUUUAAAAAAAAAUUAAAACUGAAAUGAUUUAUAAAAAGCUGAAAACUGAACUAUUAUCAUGCUUAAAUAAAGUUAAUUUUUCAGCAUUUUAUAUCAAAUCCUCUUUAUUAUGUGAAAAUAUUUAUAAAAAAUUAAGAACAACAAGACGCCUUGCCUAAUAUCAAAAUUAUGAAAAGCUAAAAAGUCCCAUCCUUGUACAUUAUAAUUCAAUCUCUGCAUUCUUUCCCCUCAGAUAAAGUCGAGAGAUGAAGGCCACAAUGCAUUGAAACUGUAUUGCUAUGAGAUUAAUUUAUUUUUGUGUAAAAGAAGCCUAUGGAAGAAUUUGACGAUUCCAAUUUAGAGUCAAAAUUGCUUGAAAUUCGUGCCAGUCAUUUGGUCAGGAAAUCUACAAAUUCUUUCGGAAAGAAUUAAAAAAUGGCAGACCAAACAUGAUCAUAAAUUGUAAAUGCAAAUUAAUUGCUGGUACGAUAGGACAGCAGACAAAAAGAUCUCUCCGCUGGUGGUGAUGUUGACCGGCAAAAACCAGUCAGGAUGGCAGUGUUUCGACCGACUGGUAUUUUGGUAUGUUUUUUUAACAAUGUAACUUGACUUGCCAUGUUUUAAUAACUUAUUAAAGAUAUACAUAAUUAUCGCAAAAUGGUGUAAGAAAUGUGGAUCAAAGAUUUAUGAAAUUAGUGUAAAAUAUGUACAUAGAUAUUUAUGUUAUUUGUUGUAAACAUGACAUGAUUGUGUUGUCUAAACAUUCACAUCUUACCAAUUUAUAUGUUAUAAUAACUUAUGGGUGUAUUGAAAAAAUAAAGGACUGACAUUUUAAAAUAAACUGUAGUACAGUUGAUCCAUAUAUUUUCAGAUUCAGAUAAUAAACUUUAUCUUGUACCAUGUAUUUUCUUAGUUUUCUUAGAAGCCUUCAUCAAAAUACUGUUGUCACUUCUGUAACUGAUACAUUAUAAUACAUAUUGUGGUACACCGUAUUCAAACAUUCUGACAACAGUCAUCCCUUUUUUUAUUAUUAUAUAAAUAAUAAUAAUUAGUUCCCAACCACUACCAAUACUCUAUAGUCUGACAGAUAACUUGGUGUUUGAUUUUAUUCAGCUCGAACAAAUAAAUGAUUAUGCCUCAGAUGAAACAUUUUUCAUUUAUGAAAUGUUUAUAAAACAAUCAGAACAUUUAUUAUUAAUUAAUAAAAUAUCCCUGUUAUAUAUUUUGCCAUUCAUUUAUUAAAGCAAGUACAUUAAUUACAUUUAUUUUUAUUUCACUUCUCUUUUUUUUCAAUCUUAAAUGACAAAAAAAAAGGUGCCCUGAAAAUGGGGAAAAUGCAUUAAGUGUUUAGUCUACCAUGCCUUGCCAAAUUUGUAGGGAAAACACAAUUUAAGUCGACAUAAUCAUGUAUUGUUAGCUUGAGCAUUGUAUUCAAGAACAAAAUUAACAGGUGCUUGUAAUUAAUAUCUUGUGGUAUUGUAUUGUAGUUGUAC